Menidia menidia (Atlantic silverside) is the source of this 3086-nucleotide messenger RNA. The record is from the annotation of a GenBank genome assembly. NCBI's taxonomy places the organism in Eukaryota, Metazoa, Chordata, Actinopteri, Atheriniformes, Atherinopsidae.
AUGAGGAUGUCUGCAGCCCAUCACCGCCUUCCCACCGACAACUACAACAACAUCUGCUCUGUUGCACCCAAAGCAUCAGGAAAAAGUAAACCAAAGACCAAGCCAAAUCCUGUCACCACCAUGACAUACUCUACUACGGUCUGGACUUGGACAUUUGUUUUUAGUAUAUGCUUCGGCCUGUCGAAAUGUCACUUUUCAGUACCUCUCAAAAUAUUCCCGGGAAAGUACAACGUAUCCACGGGGGUGAAUUUGACAGCCCUCCGGCUCCUGGCGCUGAAGUCUGAUGGAAACGGCCUUUCUCUGGCUUCUGAUCCCACCGGUACAGUGAACUUUCUGGAUAUGGUUAAUAACUUGCAAGGCGACUCUGGAAGAGGCUACUACAUAGAAAUGUCAGUGGGCACCCCUGGCCAGAAGUUGAACAUCCUGGUGGAUACGGGCAGCAGUAACUUUGCGGUGGCUGCGGCUCCACACCCAUUCAUUACUCACUACUUCAACACUGAGCUCUCCAGUACCUACAUGUCAACCGGUCAGCCUGUAGCUGUCAGGUACACCCAAGGCAACUGGGAAGGUGAGCUGGGCGUUGAUCGCAUCUCCAUCCCUAAGGGCCCAAAUGGGACCAUCACCAUGAACAUCGCUGCCAUCACGUCGUCUGACGGCUUCUUUUUGCCCGGGAUCAACUGGCAGGGCAUCCUGGGACUGGCCUAUCCUAUGCUGGCACGGCCCGACUCGUCCGUGGAGCCUUUCUUCAACUCCGUGGUGAAACAGCUGGGAAUUCCAGACAUCUUCUCCUUGCAGAUGUGCGGCGCUGGUCUGUCGGCCAGCGCCGCAGCCGAUCCCCCGGGUGGGAGUCUUAUAAUGGGUGGUGCUGAGCCAACUCUGUAUCGGGGGUCAGUGUGGUACACCCCUAUUGUAGAAGAGUGGUACUACCAGGUGGAGGUUUUGAAACUGGAGGUUGGAGACCAGAAUCUGAAUCUGGACUGCAGAGAGUACAACAUGGAUAAAGCUAUCGUUGACAGUGGGACCACACUGCUGCGGCUUCCUGUCAAUGUCUUCAAUGCUGUGGUAGAAGCCAUCACCCGCAGCUCUCUGAUCCAGGACUUUUCCUCGGGUUUCUGGGAUGGCACCAAGCUUGCGUGCUGGACGAAGGGUGAGACCCCCUGGAAGUUUUUCCCCAAGCUGUCCAUCUACCUCAGAGCCACCAACACCAGCCAGUCCUUCCGCAUCACCAUCCUGCCUCAGCUGUACAUCCAGCCGAUCACCGACGUGGACGGCACGCUCGACUGCUUCCGUUUCGGGGUGUCCUCCUCAGCCAACGGUCUGGUGAUUGGGGCCACUGUCAUGGAGGGCUUCUAUGUGGUGUUUGACCGUGCUCAGAAAAGACUGGGCUUCGCACUCAGCAGCUGCGCGGUGGCUGGCGGGGCGGCCCUGUCAGAGAUCGCGGGCCCCUUCUCGGCGGCAGACGUGGCGGCCGACUGCUCCACGGGCUCACUGAAGGAGCCCCUUCUGUGGGUCAUCUCCUACGCCCUGAUGGGAGUGUGCGGCCUGGUGCUCAUCAUACUGCUGGUCCUGCUGCUCCUGCCCUGCAGGCACAGGGAUCGCUCCGGCGAGAUCACGGACGAGUCCUCGCUCGUCCGGCACAGGAUCAAGUGACUGAGACGAAAGGGACGGGCGAGCGCGACAAGCAGGCCGAGGGGCAGCGAGCUGACCCCGUCCACGCGUGUGGAGAAAGGGCUCGGCCUCGAACGCUUGACCGAGUCCAGACUGCACCCAUCAGCUUGGCCCACGGACGCACACACAAACACAUCAGCUGCCCCUUAAAGGGAAAUUCCACCCCAAAAAACACUUAUCAACACAGCCAUUAGAGGUCAACGUUUGUUCCCUCUUCCUCGUUGGUGUACCUCUCUUAUCCUCACCGACGAUAAAACAAUGUUCACGGAAGCUAUCUAAGGACAUCGAUAAUCAAUGAGGGUGAUUUUCUUUUUUUUAUAGACUACUAUUCUUUUCUUCUAACAUUCACUAUCUAUACUUUCAGAAAACUCAUAUCAAAAUAGGGCUCAUCCUCUUUCGAGUUGUCAAAGGGUUUCUGGGAAACGAAACUAUGCAAAAUAGAAUUAACAAAGUUCCUGAAAUGCACUACACAUCUGACCAGAUACGAGUAUUGUUUGACAAUCAAUGAGCAGCGCAGGCUGGUUGUAAUGAUGGGACAUGCAGCAUUGGGAAGCCAUCGGACCUUUCACUUGAGGUUUUUAAAUCAGAUCAGAAAUACUUUACUAAUCCCAGAGGGAAAUUAUUGUGACUGAUUCUGAUUCUGAAAUUAUUUGCCUGCUAUGUGGUCAGAUUUUUGGUUCCUGUUUUCUAAGGAUCCAAAACAUUGUAUAAGCAUAUUUAAGUUGAGAGGUAAAGCUGCUGAAACAACCACUGUUAAUUUUAGGAAUCGUUUACAGUGCCUGCAGUGCCUUCCAGUCUAAGCUCGCCGCUGAGAUGAACCAAUAGAAAGUACCAGCAGGUUAAGACUUGCUCUGAUUAAUUGCACUUUGCUUCUGAAGUUGAUCAAAAGUGUGACAUGAAGGUCCAUAUGUGGCCACGUGUUUGUUGUAUUCAUGUAAUUUUGCUAAAUCUGUAUACACUCGGCUUUGUAUUUAAAUCUCUUUGAAUGUUACUGUGAUAUUAUUCCAAGUCGUUUGCAUUGUAGCCCAAUUCUUCCAGGAUAUUUUUAACAAAACAAAUGCUAAAUAUAAACCAAAUUAGGACGAGUUUUCAUGCAAACAUGAUGGAAAUGUACUAGACUACUGGUAGUCAUUUUUCUAGCAAAGCUGGCUGACCCGUUGCCUAUCAACAAAACAUUAUUGGACAUCAUUUUCAGGAUGUGGGUUUUUGUAGCAUGAACAAAGUUGCACACUAACAUGUCCAUAUGGCCCACAGUGUGAAGUUGUAAAACUGUUUUCUGAAGGUACAUUUGAUUAUUUAAACGCUCACUUAUUUUAAAGGUGUAUUACUUGUGCCAAAACUGUACUUGUGCUGUAAAUAAACAAACUUCUGACAAAUCAGAGAGAAAUUUUAAACUAAUAAAUAUUUCGGGACUUUGA